This is a messenger RNA of Etheostoma cragini (Arkansas darter), 2324 nucleotides long. Its product is annotated as utrophin-like. The record is from RefSeq and is a predicted model, not a curated record. The coding region runs from base 16 to 957 and encodes 313 amino acids. Gene Ontology annotation, cellular component: plasma membrane. The transcript is spliced from 10 exons. Gene Ontology annotation, biological process: synaptic signaling. NCBI's taxonomy places the organism in Eukaryota, Metazoa, Chordata, Actinopteri, Perciformes, Percidae.
CACACCCUGCAAUAAAUGACACAACAACUUUGUCUGUCUCUCUCUCUUGUCCUGAAGACGACAUCAGGCGAGGACAUGCGUGAUUUCACCAAAGUGCUGAAGAACAAAUUCCGAUCGAAGAAGUACUUUGCCAAACAUCCUCGGCUGGGUUACUUACCAGUCCAGACAGUUCUCGAGGGCGACAACAUGGAAACUCCCGUCACCCUCAUCAGCAUGUGUCCGGAGCAGUAUGAGCUUCCACAGUCACCUCAGCUCUCUCAUGAUGACACCCACUCCAGGAUAGAGCAGUAUGCCAGCAGGUUGGCCCAGAUGGAGCGCUCCAACGGCUCCCUGCCCACAGACAGCAGCUCAGCCACAGGGAGCAUGGACGACGAGCAUGCCCUGAUCCUGCAGUACUGUCAGGCGCUGGGAGGGGAGGGCUCCCCCUUCAGUCAACCACAGAGUCCGGCCCAGAUCCUGCAGGCCGUGGAGAGGGAGGAACGGGGCGAAAUGGAGCGGAUCAUAGCUCGCUUGGAGGAGGAGCAGAGGAGCCUGCAGAGGGAGUAUGAGCAGCUAAAGGAGCAGCAUGGCCAGCGAGGAGCCCCUGCUGGAAGCCCCUGGGACUCUGAGGGUUCUUUUGCCCAUCCGGUUGAGGCCGAUCUUCUAGCUGAGGCCAAGCUGCUUCGACAACACAAGGGCCGGCUGGAGGCCCGCAUGCACAUCCUGGAGGAACACAACAAACAGCUCGAGUCUCAGCUCCACCGCCUCCGGCAGCUACUGCACCAGCCGGAGAUGGACUCAAGGGUAAAUGGAGUGUCCUCUCCAACUGUGCAAGGUCCAGGUCCACUUACUGAAAACUCAGAUGAGCUGCUGGACCACCACAGCGGCUCUGACCUGGCAGAUGUAAUGGAGCAGAUUAACAACUCCUUCCCUGCAUGCAGUCCCUCAAGCCUCUCCUCAAGACCACAGGUGAUGUGAGGACAGUCCCAACAGACAAUGGCGUGUGUGUGUGUGUGUGUGCACACAUGGGAGUGUGUGGGCACACAUGGGAGUGUGUGGGCACAGCAAGACCAUUCCUAAACAAACAAUCCCCCCGACCCUAAAUCCCAAAGACGCAAAGGACCAGACAACUUAACUACUUUUACCACCUUGUCUUGUACUAUGCAAACUGUACAUUUUAUGAACUGUAGAUUGUACCUGAACUUGGUUCAACAUUUGUCAGUGAUUUGUUUAGAUACGCAGAUGAGUAUAUGGACACGGGGCUGUGUAUAGUAAAACAUGCUCUUUUUUUUCAGAGGGCAGUUUGAAAUUUGUGUUUCGUUCUUUUUAAUUGUGCCCUCACUGGGAAUCUAACUGUUGGGUUUCAUGUCAUUCCACAGCUUUGUACUCUCCAGCCCCCAGUUGCAGUUAUUUGUCUGUUUGGAAGUAGACACAGGUUUCCAUGUUUGGCAGCACGCACAGUUCCUGAGUAAUAACAUCUAGUGGCCGAAAGGAUCAUUUAAAAAAACUGUCACUUAUCAAAUCGUCUGUUUUGUUUUGAAGAUCUAUCAUGUAGCAUGCUUGAUGUCAAGUUCCCCUUUAAAGCAUUGAUAUGCCGGCAGACUUUUGUGUCGAAUGCGAUUUGAUGUAAACUUUACCCCUUUUGUGCCUAUACUGUUCCACGUGUGGAAGACAAGAGUUGACAGUCGAUGAAUGAUAGUGGAAUUGUGUAUAAAGAGAGACUUUUUGGAGAAUAAAAAUUUCAAUUUAAAGUUGUUUGGGGUUGUAAGAGGCCCUCCGUCAUUAUCUAGAAUAGUUUUUUUAAAAGAUAUAUGUUCAGAAAUCAGAGGAAAGCCAUGAUUGCCUUGCUACCUCAGAAUCAUAGACACAGUUUUGGUUUUGUGGUUUGUAAACUUGUUUAAAACAAUUGUGAUCACUUACAGAACCACAAUAACCUGGUUUAGAAUUCUAAGCUUUAGCUUACUGUAUUGGAGUACACCACAACGAGGAGCUACCAAGUUAAAAAAAGAGUUCCUAUUACUGUACCACAAUGGGUCUGUGGCAUGCUGAAGCCACCAGUUAUGACGAGUAUUACUUCAUCUGUUGGUUUUUCCACUGGCCUUCUAGCACUGGUCCCUCACUGCGUUGUGUUGUUGUGCUAUAUUCUAUCCUGUAAAACUUGUGAGACUGAACAACACUACUAUAACCUCCUCUGACUGUUGACUAAUGUGUUAAUGAUUACAAUCAUGAUGAACCGUACCAUAGCAGAACUGUGUCGCUUCUCCUGAGGUAUGUAAAAUAGAUCGACAACACUACGUGUAUAAUGGCUAUAUGUUUUAUUCUAAAUAAAAAUUUUAUAACAAGUA